Kogia breviceps (pygmy sperm whale) is the source of this 2456-nucleotide messenger RNA. RefSeq names its product phospholipase B domain containing 1 (gene PLBD1). The record is from RefSeq and is a predicted model, not a curated record. Gene Ontology annotation, molecular function: glycerophospholipase activity. Lineage: Eukaryota; Metazoa; Chordata; Mammalia; Artiodactyla; Physeteridae.
CUUCACAAUGUCACUUUCAACUGAUCCUGCACAGAAAUGGGGACUUCACAGGGGUCUGGGGGAUAUAUCUGGUUUCAGACCCGUCUGAAUCACUCGCCAGUGGUGGAUCCAGCCAAUGAAGAGAAAAGCAGACGAUCCAAAGUCUUGAGCAACCGCCAAUGGAUUGGGGUUAGACGGCCUGAGAUGGAAGGGCACUAGUCCUGGAGUUAGAAGGACCAGUGAAGACCGCUCCAGAAUGGCGAGGAGUCGGAGCUGCGUGGAGGCAGGGGUAUGCAUUUCUCCACGGCCCAGGGGGUCUCCUCCCAGCUGCUGCAGACGAGCGGCCAGCCCUAGAGGCUAGCGGUGUGGACAUGAACUGAUUUGUUCCAGCCCUGGGCCGCCAAACCGCCCGACGAGUGAGGAGAACAAAAGCACGUAGCCUCGGCAGGUCCCAGAAGUUUAGGAGAGGAACAGUCCCCAGCCCUGCCCACAGGGCGCUAGAGGGUCAGAAAGGACCCGCCCUUCCCCGACUGGGGCUCAGCAGGGCGAAGGUUGUCCUCAAGGCCACGUGAGCCUUCCUCGCCUCUAAAAGCCCCAAACAGGCCGGGCUCAUGAGAGAGGAAAGUUAAGGACGCCCCAACCUCUGCAUCGCUGCGCCCCGCUACCGGCCGCGGAACCGCUCUGCCAACAGCCGCCUGGUCCAGCCGAGCGGAGAUCGCGGCCGCCGAGCGAUGUCCCGCCGCAGCCCGGACGGGAGCCUCGGGCUGCCCUCGCCGCCGGCCGCGCUGCUGCUGCUGCUGCUUCUGGCCGCCGUGGUGCCGCCGGGCCUGGCAGGGGUCUACUAUGCAACUGCAUACUGGAUGCCUACUGAGAAGAGAAUACAAGUCAAACAUGUCCUAGACAGGAAUGGGGAUGCCUACGGCUUUUACAAUGACUCUGUGAAAACCACAGGCUGGGGCAUCCUGGAGAUCAGAGCGGGAUACGGUUCUCAAUCCCUGAGCAAUGAGAUCGUCAUGUUUGCAGCCGGCUUUUUGGAGGGUUACCUCACUGCCCCACAUAUGCAUGACCACUUCACAAACCUCUACCCACAGCUGAUUGAGAAACAUUCCAUGGUGGAUAAAGUACAGGAGUUUUUAACGAAGCAAGAUCAGUGGGCCCGGUAUAACAUCAAAAAUUACAAGGAUGACCCAUUUUGGAGACAUACAGGCUAUGUUAUGGCACAAAUGGAUGGGCUAUAUAUAGGGGCAACGAAGAGGGCUAUCGUAGAAGGAACAAAGCCCAUAACCCUGUUCCAGCUUCAGUUCCUGAAUGCUGUUGGAGAUCUGCUGGACCUGAUUCCCUCACUUUCUCCCACAAAAAACUCCAGCGUGGAGGUUUUUAAGAGAUGGGACAUGGGGCAUUGCUCUGCUCUUAUUAAGGUUCUUCCUGGAUUUGAAAACAUCUUUUUUGCUCACUCAAGCUGGUACACGUAUGCUGCCAUGCUCAGGAUAUAUAAACACUGGGACUUCAACAUCAUUGAUAAAGACACCAGCAGUAGUCGCCUCUCUUUCAGCAGUUACCCAGGGUUUCUGGAGUCUGUGGACGACUUUUACCUUCUCAGCAGUGGUUUGGUAUUGCUGCAGACCACAAACAGCGUGUAUAACAAAACCCUACUGCAGCACCUGGUACCCCAGUCUCUCCUGGCCUGGCAAAGAGUCCGGGUGGCCAAUAUGAUGGCAAACGGAGGCAAGCAGUGGGCAGAGGUCUUCUCAAAAUACAACUCUGGCACUUACAACAAUCAGUACAUGGUCCUGGACCUGAAGAAGGUAAAUCUGAACCACAGCCUUGAUAAAGGCACUCUGUACAUCGUGGAGCAAAUUCCUACAUAUGUAGAAUAUUCUGAUCAAACCGAUGUUCUGCGGACAGGAUACUGGCCCUCCUACAACAUUCCUUUCCAUGAAAAUAUCUACAACUGGAGUGGCUAUCCAAUGUUGGUUAAGAAGCUGGGUUUGGACUACUCUUAUGAUCUGGCUUCACGAGCCAAAAUCUUCCGGCGUGACCAAGGGAAAGUGACCGAUAUGGAAUCCAUGAAAUAUAUCAUGCGCUACAACAAUUACCAGAACGAUACUUACAGUAAGGGUGAUCCCUGCAAUACCAUCUGCUGCCGGGAGGACCUGAACUCCUUUAAUCCAAGUCCUGGAGGUUGCUAUGACACCAAGGUGGCAGAUAUCUACCUGGCAUCCGAGUACACAGCCUAUGCCAUUAGCGGGCCCACAGUGCAAGGUGGCCUCCCUGUUUUUCACUGGAGCCGUUUCAACAAAACUCUCCAUGAGGGCAUGCCAGAGGCCUACAACUUUGAUUUUAUUACCAUGAAACCAAUUCUGUAACUUGACAUAAAAUGGAGGGAGAUGAGAUACCAAGGGCACUAUUUUAACUACGUUUUCCCAUUCAGAAUCAGUCUUAAUAAAAUAUAUUCAAUCCUGUCUAUAUCACUUUCA